Drosophila willistoni is the source of this 1994-nucleotide messenger RNA. RefSeq names its product T-complex protein 1 subunit delta (gene CCT4). Bases 124 to 1725 code for a protein of 533 amino acids. The transcript is spliced from 5 exons. Gene Ontology annotation, biological process: protein folding. NCBI's taxonomy places the organism in Eukaryota, Metazoa, Arthropoda, Insecta, Diptera, Drosophilidae. Gene Ontology annotation, cellular component: chaperonin-containing T-complex. Gene Ontology annotation, molecular function: ATP hydrolysis activity; ATP-dependent protein folding chaperone; ATP binding. The record is from RefSeq and is a predicted model, not a curated record.
UUAAAAUUAACCAUACGAGAAUUUAAUUUUUUGUGUUAAAGACAUUUUUUAAUCUGUGUGAAUCGGUAUCGAGAUUAAUUUAAAUAAUUGUAAAUUAAGCAUUGUAUUAAAAUUAACACAACAAUGGCUCCGAAGGCUAAAUCAGUUGGCAUCAAACCCAAGGCCCAAACCUUUAAAGACAAGUCGAAACCAACCGAUGUCCGCCUGUCAAACAUUCAAGCGGCAAAGGCUGUUUCGGAUGCCAUCCGCACCAGUUUGGGUCCCCGCGGCAUGGACAAGAUGAUUCAGGCAGGCAAUGGUGAAGUUUCCAUUACGAAUGACGGUGCCACCAUUUUGAAGCAAAUGAAUGUUUUGCAUCCUGCUGCCAAAAUGCUGGUGGAGCUCUCACGGGCCCAGGAUGUGGAGGCUGGUGACGGCACCACCUCGGUGGUGGUCAUUGCCGGCGCUCUGUUGGAAGCCUGCGAGAAGCUCCUACAGAAGGGUCUUCAUCCCACUGCUAUUUCGGACUCAUUCCAACGUUGCUCGAACAAGGCUGUGGAGAUUCUCACUCAAAUGUCAACACCAAUAGAGCUGAACGAUCGCGAAACUCUGAUCAAAAGUGCAUCCACAUCCCUCAACUCCAAGGUGGUGUCACAGCAGAGCAGUCUCCUGGCUCCCAUUGCCGUCGAUGCUGUGCUGAAGGUCACCGAGCCGGGCAAGGAAACAGCUGUCGAUCUCAAGAACAUUAAAGUCAUCUCCAGCUUGGGUGGCACCAUCGAAGAUACCGAACUGGUAGAUGGUCUUGUCUUUACCAGCCGUUCGGCGGGAACUAAUGCACCCAAACGCAUUGAAAAGGCAAAAAUUGGUCUGAUUCAAUUCUGCAUCUCGGCUCCCAAAACCGAUAUGGAUCACAAUGUCAUUGUCUCGGACUAUGCUGCAAUGGAUCGUGUGCUGAAGGAGGAGCGCACUUACAUCCUAAACAUCGUAAAACAGAUCAAGAAGGCUGGUUGCAACGUUUUGCUAGUACAGAAAUCCAUUUUGCGUGAUGCCGUCUCCGAUUUGGCUCAACAUUUCCUUGACAAGAUCAAGUGUCUGGUUGUAAAGGAUGUGGAACGUGAGGAUAUUGAAUUUGUUUGCAAGACUUUGCAUUGUCGUCCGAUUGCCUCAUUGGAUCAUUUCACGGCUGAGAAUCUGUCCAGUGCCGAUUUGGUCGAAGAGGUGUCCAGUGGCACAAAUAAGUUUGUCAAGAUCACAGGCAUUCAGAAUCAGGGACGUACUGUAUCGAUUAUAUGCCGUGGCUCCAAUAAAUUGGUGCUUGAAGAGGCCGCCCGCUCUCUCCACGAUGCCCUCUGUGUGGUGCGUUGUUUGGUGAAGAAGCGUGCCCAAAUUGUUGGCGGUGGUGCACCAGAGAUUGAGAUGGCUCUUCAAUUGGCUGCCGUUGCCCAGACAGUUGAGGGUGUGGAUGCCUAUUGUUUCCGUGCCUUUGCCGAUGCCCUAGAGGUCAUCCCAUCAACUCUGGCCGAGAAUGCUGGCCUGAAUCCCAUUGCCACAGUCACCGAGCUAAGGAAUCGUCAUGCUCAGGGUGAGAAAACGGCGGGCAUUAAUGUCCGUAAGGGAGCUAUUACCGAUAUAUUGGCCGAGAAUGUGGUACAACCGCUGCUGGUCAGUACAUCGGCCAUCACUUUGGCCACCGAGACCAUACGCUCGAUCUUGAAGAUCGAUGAUAUUGUCAACACUUUCAGUUAAAUGUGAGGCCCCCAUCUCUCAAAACAUCUUUCCCCAUAUACCACACUCUGAAUCAAGAUCAGGAUCAAGCAUUUUUUCAUCCAUCUAAAAAAAAAACACAAACAACCUUUCACAUCUUGAAUACAAUUCACAUACUUACUACACACUACGCACUACGCCUUACCAACUUAAAAUGUAUUUAAACAAAGGAAAAAACAAAAAAGAAUAAAAUUAUCGCUUUGGUAUUAACAACUAAACAAAACUCCAAAAAUAUAGACUUUGAAAAUUUA